GUGUGAAAGUAGCAGCCUCAACUGUUGCCCGGACCAAGCCAUUCAGCAUCCACAGUCCAGACAGAGAGGAGGGAGAGCGCGCACAGAGCACAAAGUGGGAGCAGGGGUGGACCAUUUGCGUAAAACCUUUCCAAGUGUGGAUUGCUUUUGGCGCGUCAUUUAAUAGAUUGGAUCUUUUUUUUUUUUUUUUGUACUUCUUCUGUUUGGAAAAUUGACACUGAAUUCAUCUCAAUAUUUUGCUGACAGCAUGAAUUCCUCACACCUGUUCCUGUUGGCAGUUUUAAGCUGCAUCCUGGCUGCUGCGUUGGUUACCGGGGACCGGAGUUUCCUCCAACUCUCACCGGAUCCAAGUGACCUGGAUGAGGACGUGGUCUACCAGCAUAUGAGCAGACUGUACGACAAAUGCAGCAGGGGGCACAGUCUCAAAGAAGGGAACACUGUCAAGAGUUUCAGAGCCAGCCAAGACUCUGCAGAUGGCAGGAUGGUGUACCGGCUCAAUCUUACAACCCUACAGGACUCGGAGGUCAUCCUCUCUGCCACAUUCCACUUCCUGCUUGAUAAGCACUCGCAUCCAAAACCCUGGUUUUGUAAACGUUUCAAGAGCCCAGCAUGUCGCUCCACAGCCAAGCUCCAUUCUCCGUCCAUCAGCUUGUUACUUCGCUCCGUCUCUUCUAAGCCAGAGGUCAGAUCUGGGUCAAAGGGGUCACUUCUGGGCAAUGUGACCUUCCACCCCCACAGGAGAGGGGUGUGGCAGAUGAAAGAUGUGACCCAGGUCAUUAAGGAAGCACGAGACAGGGGUCAACUGCUGGUGUCAGUUGAAAUGGACUUAGGGCAGCAGUACCACAAGCAAGCAGAGGAGAUGCACUCUGCUGAUCGCGUGCCCUACCUGUUACUGUAUGCUGAUGACCAAGCCUUAGCAGAACCAAACAGCGUGGCUGCAAGCCUGCAGAGAUAUGACCCGUUCAACGAGGGAGCAGAACUUCACAAGCCUAACUCCUCAGCAAAGCUGAAAGGACGUGUGAGGAGGGAAUCAAAUCUGCUUUCGGACCCCAUUCAGAACAACGAGCUGCCUGAGGCUGAAUACAAACCCAGUGGAUAUAGGAAGGAUGAGCUGUGGGAAAGUGAUUUGUACCUUGCACUAAAACCCAAAUUUAAAGCAGAAAUGAAGGGGAAAAAGAGAAAGACCGUGAAUCAACCUCAAAUUCUGAACAAAGCAGAAAGAACGCAGCUGAUCAAAAAUGAUCUAACAGCUAAAAACCUUAAAGACGCACUCUUUGUCGGCGAGAGGAGAAAGAACGAGCGGCGAAAUGAGGGAAAGAGACACAAGGGGAGCGCUAACACUCGCUCACCCAUUCUGCGUUUUGACGAACAAACAAUGCGUAAAGCCAGGAGGAGACAGUGGGGGGACGUUCAGGACAGACGGUGCUCCAGGAGGAAUCUCAGAGUGGAUUUUGAAGAUAUUGGCUGGAGCGAGUGGGUCAUAGCUCCCAAGGCCUUUGAUGCCUACUAUUGUGCUGGAACGUGUGGUUUCCCCAUGCCACAGGUGGUACGGCCAUCUAACCACGCCACCAUCCAGAGCAUAGUACGAGCCGUGGGGAUCAUCCCUGGGAUUCCCGAGCCCUGCUGUGUCCCAGAAAAUAUGAAUCCUCUGGCUGUGCUCUUCCAGGAUGAAUCCAGGAAUCUGGUGCUUAAAGUGUACCCAAACAUGUCUGUCCAGUCCUGCUCCUGCAGAUAGAAAGGUUGUAAAGGAAAUAAAGAGAGGGUGUUUUUGAAUAUAAACUGAAAAU
Messenger RNA from Nematolebias whitei (Rio pearlfish), 1787 nucleotides. It is a transcript of the gene gdf10a, whose product is annotated as growth differentiation factor 10a. Gene Ontology annotation, molecular function: cytokine activity; growth factor activity. The record is from RefSeq and is a predicted model, not a curated record. The transcript is spliced from 3 exons. Gene Ontology annotation, cellular component: extracellular region. Gene Ontology annotation, biological process: SMAD protein signal transduction; BMP signaling pathway. NCBI's taxonomy places the organism in Eukaryota, Metazoa, Chordata, Actinopteri, Cyprinodontiformes, Rivulidae. The coding region runs from base 248 to 1735 and encodes 495 amino acids.